CUGAGCGAUGAUCACAAGGGCUGGCAGAAAAUAAUUCAGGACCAGAAAGAGAGAGAGAAGGAGAAGGACUGCUUGUAGUUUAAUGUAUCCUAAUGGAGUAUUUAUUUCAAACUUGCCAGGAUUCUGAAGUCCGUCGUGUGCACAUGUAACUCUCCUCAGAAAUGAUGCAUUGGGAAGUCUUUGUUAUUGCUCUUGUUUAUCAUAAUGUCUAUACUUCUGCCACUGCAGGGAAAAAUAAAGCCCUGUUCCCGUCUGCAAUGCUGGUAAAAAGAGGGACAGCUGCCCUGCUAAAUCCUGUCUUCCAGAACUCAUUGGAGGAAGUAAAUCUGCUGUACGAGAUACUUUUGGCUGGCCUUGAGAUGAAUAAGACUCAGAGUAAAUUCUUAGUUAAAGAUGAAGAACUGUCUUCGCUCAAAAAAACCAAGAAACUGGAGGUGAUCUGGGAAGACGUGCUCCCCAAAAAGAUCACCGAUAUUCGGCGUCUGACCUCUAACCUGUCAAGACACAAGGGCCCGCUAAGCAAGGAUGAGUUUGAGCGGACUGUUCUGACCAUGGUUUAUACAACGUACUGGCUUGCAGAGGCCACAGGACAUCAGAAAGAGGUUUGGGCAGAGUCCUUUGUAAACCUCUACAAGGCCUUAAAAGACGACCUGUUAUAAAGGGAAAAAAUAUGGCAAAGGAGCCCGAGAUUCCAUUGUUUAUUGUUGAGUGCCUAUAUUAAUAAAACUUAUAGUAUAAUUAGGGCUUGAACUUCGAGGUUUCUAUUUUCCAUAUCUCUGCCCAUUAAAUGUUAAUUAGUUGUUGUUAAGCUGUGUCUGCAUCCUAAUAAAGAGAAAACAAAAUUUUGCUACAAACCAAGAAUAUUUAAAUGAUGGACUUGCUAUCAGUUUGUACUGGGUAUUUAUUUAUGCUGAACAGAAAAUCUGUUAGGACAACUGAUAAACGAGUGAAACUAACAAAAGCACAACAAUAAAUGCUAUUAGGAUCAGCGAUGAACAAUUAAAGUCAUUUGUCACAUCUGUUUGAAUUAAAAAUUAAGCGAAACAGCAAGCAACAUUGUUUUGUAAUUAACAGCUUUUUCUGAGUUUAAUUAGG
Molecule: messenger RNA, 1095 nt
Organism: Polyodon spathula (Mississippi paddlefish)
Lineage: Eukaryota; Metazoa; Chordata; Actinopteri; Acipenseriformes; Polyodontidae
Product: protein FAM180A-like
Exons: 3
Coding region: 162-659 (165 amino acids)
Source: RefSeq, a predicted model, not a curated record